GGCGCUCCCCCUGGGAUUCAAGAAAAUGUCUGCUUGAAAACUACGAAAAUAAUGUCCCUUCGCAGAAAAUAAUACACACACCAACAAUAGUUUUAAAAAAGGAAAGCAUCCUAGUGCAUAAAACAAGCGUAAAAUCAAGAUUUGAAAAUGGAACACGGGCACUGGACAUUGAUAAAAGAGUGUAUUUCAUAGUGAUAGUGUUUUUUAUUAUAAUGAUUGUGUGUUGAGAGGAUAUGUUUCCUAGUGUUUGUUUCUGUUGUUGGGUGUGACAAAAGCCAACAUGUCUGACGAAGAAGACUCCUCACCUGACUGGGCAUUAGUCCCAACAAAUAAUGUACCAGUUUUAGGCAUAAAGAGGCUCAAGCAGAUAGAGACCAUGUUCGUCUCCCGGCGCCUCCAGGGUCCAACACAUGGCCUCAGCGUGGAGACCCUCAUUGACAUGCUGCUGGUGUUAUACGACGAGUGCUGCAACAGCAGCCUGAGACGGGAGAAGGCUAUAGCUGACUUUAUACAGUAUGUGAAGCCCGUGGCGACUGCUCUGAAGCGUCUACGUCUUUCUCGCGAUGAUUUCGAGCUGGUGAAGGUGAUCGGAAGAGGCGCCUUCGGUGAAGUGUGCGUCGUGCGAGCGUCCUUCCUUCAGGGCAGCGACAACGGCAUCAGCGCGCCAGGUGGGACUAUAUCGGCCACGACCGGCGAGCGAGUCUACGCGAUGAAGAUACUCAACAAGUGGGAGAUGCUCAAGCGUGCGGACACGGCGUGUUUUCAAGAGGAGAGAGAUGUACUCGUUUUCGGAGAUCGGCGGUGGAUAACGAACUUACACUACGCCUUCCAAGACGAACAUAAUUUGUACCUGGUGAUGGACUACUAUUGCGGCGGUGAUCUGCUGACUCUCCUCUCCAAGUUCGAGGACCGCCUCCCCGAAGACAUGGCGCGCUUCUACAUAGCUGAGAUGGUGCUCGCCAUACACAGCGUGCACGAGCUGCGAUAUGUGCACAGGGACAUUAAGCCGGACAAUGUAUUGCUAGACGCCAGCGGUCAUAUACGUCUCGCUGACUUUGGUUCAUGUCUGCGACUGGGCGAUGAUGGCAAGGUUCAAAGUAAUGUGGCGGUCGGUACACCAGAUUAUAUUUCGCCUGAAAUAUUACGGGCAAUGGAAGACGGCCAGGGGCGCUACGGACCGGAGUGUGAUUGGUGGUCGCUAGGUGUGUGCAUGUUCGAAAUGCUAUUCGGCGAAACGCCGUUCUACGCGGAGUCGCUCGUUGAAACGUACGGCAAGAUAAUGAACCACGCACGCAGUUUUACGUGCCCGCCGCCCGACGAUUUGGCGCCGCAGAUAUCAGAAGAAGCGAAAGACCUCAUACGGCGAUUGAUUUGCGCGCCAGAGAACAGACUGGGCAGAAAUGGAUUACAAGAUUUUAAGAAUCACCCCUGGUUCUCCGGUUUGGAGUGGGAGGCGGUACGCGAGACGCGAGCGCCAUUCAUCCCCGACGUGUCCAGCCCGACUGACACAUCCAACUUCGACGUCGAUGAUACGGAUAUACGGUUGUCGGAAGCGGUGCCGCCGCCACGCGCGUCGCCUGCCUUCUCCGGUCUGCAUCUGCCGUUCGUUGGUUUUACUUUCACGGGCGGCUCGCGGCUUUGUGACUUAGGCGCGCCGGCGCCGCUAAGCCCCGCCAAGAACGCUACUGCACAGGCACCAUCAAACGCGGGAGAUCGCGCGGCGUUAAAAGCCUUGGAGAGAGAAAACGCCUUGCUCGCUCAAACCAUAGCGGAGCUACGCGCUAACACACCUGCAGAACUCUCAGACGAGGUAACACAGUUGAAGGAAGAAAUCGCCGCGUUAAAGAAGAAGAAUUCUGAAUUGGAGGCACAAACUAAACGCGUUGAUACUACGGCGUUACAGGAGGUGUCAGGGAAUCCAGACGUAACGGCGCGUCUACGUGAGCUCGAGGUUCUAGCGAACUCUCUUGCGGCUGAGAAGGAAGAACUGAUCAAGGAGAAAGCCGACGCGCAGGAGAAACUACGGUUACAGGACAAAGAGCUUAAAGACGCGCUGUCGCAGCGAAAACUCGCUAUGACCGAGUACAACGAAGUCACCGAUAAGCUAUCAGAGCUCAGGCAGCAGAAACAGAAGCUGUCGCGGCAGGUCCGCGAUAAAGAGGAAGAACUUGAAGUGGCUAUGCAGAAGAUCGAUGCUCUAAGACAAGACGUGAGACGUGCAGAUAAGGGAAGGCGCGAGACCGAGGCACGUUUGGAUGCAGCACUGCAGGAUGCUGCUAAGGAACGCAAGCUACGUGAUGAAUCGCUGCGUUUGCAGCGCGUGGACGGCGGCUCGGGGGGAGUGGCCGACGUCGUCAAACUACAGCAGGACAUUGACGCGCUCGAGGUGCAGUACGGCGAAUCCCUGUCGGCUGCGGCGGCGCGGCACGCGGCUGAAACCGCAGCGUUACGAGACCAGUUACACGAGGCUGAUGCGUUAGCGGCGCAUCUUACUAGAGAGCUCCAAACAUCCAAAGAGAAACUAGAAAAUAGGCGCAUGGAACAACUCAACGAAACAGAAGACAAACAGAUGCUGAUUAAUGAGAAUAGGAAACUUGCGAAGGAUUUGGAUGCUAUGGCAGAGAACGGCAGACGUUGGCAGAACGAAAGAAGACAACUUGAGGUGGAGCUAGAAGAGUUGAGAGCCAAACGAGAUACCAUACAGCAUUGGGAGACACAGAUUGCUGACAUAAUCCGUUGGGUUGCUGACGAGAAGGAAGCCCGUGGGUACCUCCAAGCGCUCGCCACUAAGAUGACAGAAGAAUUAGACUACCUAAAACAUGCUACCGGCUCCCGCGCCUCCGGUCCGUCCGGCCCGUCCUCCCCCCCUACAUCCGGCACGGGGGGCUGGCGGAACCGCCGCAGCCAGAAACUCGACAAGAUGGAGAUACUCACGCUACAGUCGUCGCUGCACUCCGAGAUCCAGGCGAAACAGCAAGUGGGAGAGGAGCUGAGCCGCACGCGCGCCGAGCUGCUGCACAGCCAGAGCGCCCGUCCAAAAGAUGCUAGGAGAAGGGAAAUCGAUGACGCUUUGACGGACGUUGAAGUUGCAUUGAAGCGGCUAUUGAAUUCGCGGGAGCUAGUGGAAACCCGACAGCGUCUCGACAGCUUGGCUCACGAUAUGAAACGUAAGGAGCAACAGCUAAGGGACAUGCAGCAGCAGCUCGAUACGCCGCGACACGCCGCGCCCUCGUCGAGGCAAGGAUCGGCUAAAUCGUCGACAUACUGGAGCGGAAAAGAAGAGAAUGUUUUAGAUCGCCCGCCGUCACAGAUGAGUUAUCUGGACCAGUUCUUAAAAGACGCACCGUCGGAGCGGCAUUACGAUAAUGUUGCAACGAUAAAUAACGAACAGAAGAUGUCGCCGUAUUACCGUUACAGAAAUCAGCAUUGUUGCAAUGCAAAGCUAAUGUACGGCUCUCAACAAUCCACCGUGUUGAGCGGUUCGGCCGAGUCUCAGGAUGAGAUGGACCAACGCGCCGCGUCGCCCGUCUCCUGCAAGAGCUCACCGAGCGAGAUGUCUACGUAUUCCAUGCAAGAUCCGACCCUGGGACCAGCGGUGCCAGGCAAGCAGAAGGUGCACCAGUUCCUAGUGAGGACGUUCAGCAGCCCCACCAAGUGUAACCACUGCACCUCGCUCAUGAUCGGUCUCACCCGCCAGGGCGUGGUCUGCGAGACGUGCGGUCUGGCGGUGCAUACGCGGUGCUGCGCACGCGUCCCGCCCCGCUGCCCGCUACCGCCUGAGCGUUCGCGACGACCGCUCGGCAUAGACCCGGCGAGAGGACAGGGCACGGCUUACGAGGGAUAUGUCAAGGUUCCAAAACCAGGCGGCGUGAAGAAAGGUUGGAUGCGGCAAUUCGUCGUCGUGUGCGACUUCAAACUGUUCCUCUACGAUAUAUCACAAGACAGAAACGCACUCCCCUCCGUCUGCGUGAGUCAAGUCCUCGACAUGCGCGACGCCGAGUUCGGUGUGAGCGGCGUCCGCGACUCCGACGUCAUACACGCCGGAAAACGAGACAUACCGUGUAUAUUCCGAAUAUCAACGUCACAAUUAGAAGGUGGUAAGCGGUACCACACGCUCAUGUUGGCUGAAUCCGAAUCGGAGAAGACCAAAUGGGUGGUCGCGCUCAGCGAACUACAUAGGAUACUGAAGAGGAAUAAUCUACCCGAUAAACAGGUAUACAGCGCGGUGGGCGUGGCCGAGGCGGGCGGGGCGGCGCUGCGCGGCGCGACGUGCGCAUGCGUCGUCGAGCGUACACGCGCCGUACUGGGCGGGGAGUUCGGCCUCGCGCUCGUAGACUUAGAGAGGGCGGAGCUAGUGCCGCGCCGCGCGCUCGCGCCCGUACACAGGCUGCUGUACGUGCCGCACGAGCAGCUGCUAGUGGUGAUAGCUGGGCGGGGUCGCCACGUGCGACUGGUGCCGAUCCGAGCGUUGGAAUGUCCCGAGGCGGAGUGCGUGAAGCUCGCGGAGGCAAAAGGCGCGGUUGACAUCGCGGUGGGAGAGCUGCACGCGUCCGCGCACGGUUUCGCUGUCGUGUGCAAGCGACAGAACACAUGGGUGGUACUGGUGUACGAGAUAACUCGGACCGCGGCGCGGCGGUGUCGAGUGGCCGAGCUGCGUGCGGCCGCGCCCGUACUGAGCGUGCAACUGACGCGCGGGCGGCUGUUGCUAGGUUACCGCGGCCAUCUUGUCGCGCACUCGCUCCGGACCGACGUCGAGAGGCCCGCAGUCUCUCUCGUCCAUCCAGACAACCAAGUGUCCGUGUUCCUCACGCACUCCGGCGCGCGGCCGCUCUGCGCGCGGGAGGCGGGCGCCGAGUGGAUACUAGUGUUCUCCGCUCUCGCCCUGUACGUCGACCGCAAUGGGCUACGGGCGAGAGACCACGAGAUCAUGUAUACGGCGCAGCCGGCGUAUCACGCGGUCAACGACACUCACCUGCUGAUAUUCACGUCGUCGCACAUCGACGUGUACGACAUAGAGACGGGAGACUGGGUGCAGACUAUCAAUUUACCGAACGCCCGGCCUCUCGACGAAUGCGGGUGGCUAGUCAGCGUGGGCGGAGGGGGCGGGGCCUUCCCGUUCGGCGACUCCGCCCCCGCGCUAGUGUAUCUACGGCCUCUGCGUGCACAGGGACCAUUAAGCGUCGAACCGGCAACGUACGGGACGAACAAACGACGUUUCUCCGUAAGAGAACACCAGGCGAUAGAAGCGCAUAAUAGACUGUCCGAACGUCGCUCGCGUCUCAUAUCGGCGCCGACGAACUUCGCCCACGUGUCGCACAUGGGCCCCGGCGACGGCAUCCGCUCGCAGCGCCUGCUCGACCUGCCCACCACGCUCGAGACCGCUGACGACCAGCAGUACAGCGGCAGUCAGAACAGCAGUAAGCGGACGUCGCCGCUCACUAUCAACCAUCCGACGGGCUCUUAUAACGGGUCGUGGCGAGGCCGAGGUCGGGAGGGGCUUCCGGAGGCGCCCUCGCCGCCCCACCGCGCCCUAGAGAGAUCGAUCGGCGGCGGAUCGGCCGGCAGUGGUUCCCUACUGGAGCGGUCGAUGACCCCGCUCUCUCUGGGCAGCAUGAGCAGCCUACACGACGUACUUAAGGUCGGCGCGGAGCCCGAGCAGUCGGGGGACAGCAGCCCCGGCGCUUCGCCCCCACACCCGCAUCCGUGAAGAACAAUGUCAAGCGCGAACUGGAACCUGGAUCUGUCUCGGUUCUACGCGUGCUUCUGUUAGAACAUUUAGGAGAUCGUCAACAUGAGUGGCCCACCGCUAUGACCACAAUAAAUAGUGUGGGCUGUGGCCCACAUCUAAGGGCAUACUACAGGUUUAUAGAAACCAAACUCUUACGCUCUAACAAAUACAAGGUGUAACAAAAGUAAGUGACAAUACUUUAGGGUGUGUAUGAAACCCCCGUAUCGAGUCCAUUGUGAAAUUAGCAGCGCUGGAAGAGUCACUUUUUUUUUCUUUUGUAUGAGAAAAUUUCCGUCGCAGGAGCGCUCUUGCAUGGACACUUUGUAUGAACAACGAUAUCAAAAUACUACGUUCUAAUUCUA
Molecule: messenger RNA, 6090 nt
Organism: Aricia agestis (brown argus)
Lineage: Eukaryota; Metazoa; Arthropoda; Insecta; Lepidoptera; Lycaenidae
Gene: gek
Product: serine/threonine-protein kinase Genghis Khan
Exons: 49
Coding region: 281-5707 (1808 amino acids)
Biological process (GO): actomyosin structure organization; peptidyl-threonine phosphorylation
Cellular component (GO): cytoskeleton; cytoplasm
Molecular function (GO): ATP binding; protein serine/threonine kinase activity
Source: RefSeq, a predicted model, not a curated record